Molecule: messenger RNA, 861 nt
Organism: Penicillium manginii
Lineage: Eukaryota; Fungi; Ascomycota; Eurotiomycetes; Eurotiales; Aspergillaceae
Product: MBL fold metallo-hydrolase
Exons: 1
Coding region: 1-861 (286 amino acids)
Source: RefSeq, a predicted model, not a curated record
AUGACCGCAGGAGCGCCUGGUCAUUUCAAAGCAACCUGGAUGGGUGUGACGACUAUCCUUUUCGACGACGGUGAGACGUCUGUGUUAAUCGACGGUUUCUUUACUCGGCCCGGCCUCACUUCCAUGGCCCUCUGGAAAGUCGGCUCCGACGAAAAGAUCGUCUCACACUGCCUGCAGAAAGCAGAGAUUGACAAUCGCCUCAAGGCUGUCCUGGUCGCUCAUUCGCACUAUGACCACGCGAUGGAUGCACCCUUGGUCUGCCAUAAGACGGGAGCCAAGCUUGUGGGGUCAGAAUCAACUCGUCUGAUUGCUGAGGGCCACGGUCUACUCCCAUUAGACCAGACCGUUAUUAUCAAGGAUGGCGAUGUUCUCAACUUUGGCAACUUCCGGAUCACCGUCUUUGAAAGCCCACAUUCGCCGGGGGACACUUCUCCAGGUCAGAUAAGCAGCCCGCUCCAGACACCGUGCAGAUUUACGCACUUUAAAUCCGAUAAAUGCUACUCAUUUUUAUUUGAGCAUGGCAAGCACCGAGUCUUUGUACAUCCCAGCGCGAACUUCACCGACGGCAAGUUCCAGAAUGUAAGGUGCACAGAUGUAUUCCUAGGUGUGGGGGUUUUAGGUAAACAGACGACAGAGUUCCGGGAAAGGUACUGGGAGGAGACCGUCGGAAUGAUGCAAGCCAGAAGGAUCAUACCUGUCCAUUGGGAUAAUUUUUGGAAGCAGGUAGGUAGCCCACUGGAGCCUCUUCCUUGGCCAUUUGACAAGUGGUCAGUGACUAUUGCAUGGCUGAGGGAAAAGGCCGCCGUUACUGGUGUUGAAAUUCAUAUUCCAAAACUCUGGGAAGGUUUAGAUUUCGACUAG